AUGUAUAUCAAGCAGAUCAUCAUUCAAGGCUUUAAGAGCUACAAGGACCAGACGGUCAUGGAGCCCUUUUCGCCCGGUACGAAUGUUAUUGUCGGUCGCAAUGGUUCUGGGAAAAGUAAUUUCUUCGCUGCGAUACGAUUCGUUCUCAGCGAUGCCUACACCCAAAUGAGUCGCGAGGAACGACAAGCAUUACUGCACGAAGGCUCGGGCUCCGCCGUCAUGUCCGCCUACGUUGAAGUCAUUUUCGACAAUAGCGACGAUCGAUUCCCGACCGGAAACAAAGAAGUUAUUCUGCGACGUACGAUCGGUUUAAAGAAGGAUGAAUACUCGGUCGAUAAAAAAGUUUCCACCAAAGCAGAUGUUGCAAACUUACUAGAGGCUGCUGGGUUCUCGAGGUCAAAUCCUUACUACAUUGUCCCGCAAGGUCGCGUCACGGCUCUUACCAACAUGAAAGAGUCUGAACGGUUAAACCUAUUAAAGGAGGUUGCCGGAACCCAAGUCUACGAGUCUCGCCGAGCUGAAUCGCUCAAGAUUAUGACGGAAACCAACAACAAGAGAGAGAAGAUUGACGAACUCCUAGAUUAUAUCAAGGAACGCCUUAAUGAGCUAGAGGAAGAGAAGGAGGAGCUACGGGGUUACCAGGAUAAGGACCGUGAGCGGAGAUGCUUAGAAUACGCGUAUUAUCACAAGGAUCAAGUCGCUACCCAAGAAGCCCUCGAAGAACUAGAGGAAUCACGUCAAGGCGGCAUUGAAGAUACGGAUGAUAACCGCGAGGCUUAUAACGAGGGUGUGAAAGUCAUCGCUACGUUGGAUGCCGAAAUACACAAACUUCAGCAACAAAUGGAACUACUCCGUAUAGACCGUCGACAGCUAGAUGAGGAUCGUCGAGAGAGUGCUAAAGCAAUAGCGAACGCCGAAUUAAUUUCUAAGAGUCUGAACGAUGGCCAGUCGGCCCAGGAGCAAGCCAGACAACAGCACGAUGCGGAGCUAGAGGAAGUGAAAGCAGCAAUAGCGAAGAGGGAAGCCGAACUCAAGAAAAUAAUGCCCGACUUCGAGAAGGCGAAACGAAACGAAGACCAGACCAAACAAGCUCUAGAAACAGCAGAGGCUAGCCGACAACGUCUCUUUACAAAGCAGACUCGAGGAAGCCAAUUCAAAAGCAAAGCAGAGCGAGAUGCAUGGUUACGGAAAGAAAUAGACGAGCUUAACGUGACGUUAAGUCAACAAAGAGCAAAUCGGCUCGAUGCUGACGAAGAAGUAAAAGACAUCCAGAAUGGAAUUCAACAGCUUGAGGACGAGAUCACGACGCUGCGACAGAGAAAUGAAGGGUUUGGUGGUGACCGACUUGCUCUCGCCGAAGAAGUUACCAGCGCGAAAGAUGUUCUCGACAGAUUGAAUGAGGAGAGGAAGUCACUCCGCAGAGAAGACGACAAACUCGACACUAUAAUUUCAAAUGCUCGAGGCGAACUAGAUAAUGCUGAACGAGAAUUGUCCUAUACCAUGGACCGAGUCACUGCUCGAGGUUUAGCGACUAUACAACAAUUGAAGCGCAAAGAGGAUAUUCCCGGUGCAUAUGGCACAUUAGCUGAGCUCCUGGACGUUAGCGAAGCAUAUCGGUUACCCGUAGAACAGGUUGCUGGGGCCAGCUUGUUCCAUUACGUGGUUGAUAACGAUGAUACUGCAACAUACCUGGCCAAUACGCUUCAGAAGUCAUAUGGAGGUAGACUCACAUUCAUGCCUCUAUCCAAAUUAAGACCACGGAAUCCGAACCUUCCUAGAGCCAACGAUGCUGUUCCUUUACUUAGCAAGAUCAAGUUUAACCCUGAAUACGAAAAAGCUUUCCAGCAAGUCUUCGGCAACACGAUUAUUUGCCCUAAUCUGACUAUCGCCGGGCAAUACGCGCGAAGCCAUGGCGUACAUGGUGUAACCCCAGAUGGAGACACCUCUAACAAACGUGGUGCCAUGACGGGUGGUUAUAUCGAUACCCGCAAAUCGCGCUUGGAGGCCGUUCGGGCUGUCAAUAAGUGGAGAGGAGAACACGAACAAUUGAGAUCCCAAGCAGCCGAUAUUCGAAGGAAAAUAGAACAGAAGGACCAAGAGAUCACCAAGGCGCUAGGCGAGGAGCGUAGACUAGCCCAGCGACUCCGACAGAUGGAGGACGGCUACGGACCACUUCGCGCAGAACUAAAUGCUAAGAAUAGCCAAGUGGGUCGUGGAAGGGAUCGACUCGAAGCUGCGAUCAAGCGGCGAGAAAUCGUCGAAAGAAACAUGAAGCAGUUCCAAGAUAACCUAAGUGCACACGAGGCCGAAUUAGCUUCAGACUUUAAGAAGACUUUGACAGCCAAUGAGGAGAAACAACUCGAGAGCUUAGGGGCCAGCGUACAAGAGCUGCAGAAAGAAUGGAACAAGAUCAGUAACAAGAGGAGAGAGUUUGAAAGCCGUAAGAGGAAAAUAGAGCUGGAUCUUCGUACGAAUCUUCAACUCAAACUUGAUCAACUCACCAGCCAAGCAUUCGAGACUGCUUCUAGUGGUAGCAGCAGUUUAGCAGAAGCUAGGAGGGAACUUAAGAAGGCCAAAGCUACCGCGGAUUCGGUUAAGCAAAAAAUCAAGGCAAACGACGCACAAAUCGAUAAGGCUGAAUCCAGAAUCAGUGAGCUAGAACAGCAGAAAACAGACAAAGAGACGCAACUGCAAGAGAUCGCAAGAGAAAUUAAGAAACAGGAGAAGAGAAUGGAUAAGAAUAGACAGAUGAAGGCUCUGUUGACGACAAGAGCGACAGAGUUAGCCAAGAACAUCCGCGACCUUGGUGUCUUGCCGGAAGAAGCCUUCGAGAAAUAUGAGAGACUAGAACACCCAACCGUCGUCUCACGUCUGAAGAAAGUCAACGACGCGCUGAAGAAGUACAAGCACGUCAACAAGAAGGCCUUCGAGCAAUACAAUAGCUUCACCAAUCAACAGGAUCAACUGCUAAAGCGUCGCAAGGAACUCGACCAAUCCCAAGCUUCUAUCGAGGACCUAGUGGCUCAUCUCGAUCAGCGUAAGGAUGAAGCCAUUGAGCGAACAUUCAAGCAGGUAUCCAAGGAAUUUGCCACUAUCUUCCAACGCCUAGUACCUGCCGGUCAUGGUCGUCUAGUGAUCCAGCGCAGAGCUGAUCGGAGAGUCGACCCAGUGGACGACUCCGACGAGGAACAACGUAGUAGCGUUGAGAACUACACUGGUGUCGGUAUCAGUGUCUCUUUCAACUCCAAAACCGCAGACGAGCAGCAGCGCAUCCAACAGCUUUCUGGUGGUCAAAAGAGUCUAUGCGCUCUCUGUCUGAUUUUCGCUCUCCAACAGACAGAAUCCAGUCCUAUGGUUAUUUUCGACGAGGUCGAUGCCAAUCUAGAUGCCCAGUACAGAACCGCAGUCGCGGGACUUCUCCAGUCCAUUUCGUCCGAAGCCGGCACCCAAUUCAUUUGCACCACUUUCCGACCGGAGAUUGUGCACGUCGCUGAUAGGUGCUACGGUGUCUUGUUUAGGAACAAGAACAGUACCAUCAAUUGCGUUACCACGGAGCAGGCUUUAGAUUUCGUCGAGGGACAAGCACCUAGGUAA
Molecule: messenger RNA, 3594 nt
Organism: Hypoxylon trugodes
Lineage: Eukaryota; Fungi; Ascomycota; Sordariomycetes; Xylariales; Hypoxylaceae
Product: RecF/RecN/SMC protein
Exons: 4
Coding region: 1-3594 (1197 amino acids)
Biological process (GO): mitotic sister chromatid cohesion
Cellular component (GO): chromosome
Molecular function (GO): ATP hydrolysis activity; ATP binding; double-stranded DNA binding
Source: RefSeq, a predicted model, not a curated record